This is a messenger RNA of Aegilops tauschii subsp. strangulata, 981 nucleotides long. The record is from RefSeq and is a predicted model, not a curated record. Lineage: Eukaryota; Viridiplantae; Streptophyta; Magnoliopsida; Poales; Poaceae.
AUGAGGCCACGGCCUCGUCCUCCUCUCUCCCUCGCCCCCGCGCUCACCGCGCCCCGCGACCACCGCGGCCGCCCUGGCCACCGGCCUCGCCUCGCCGCACCCUCUGCGGGCGAGCGCCCGCCCCACGCCCCCCCCUCCGUCGUCGUGCACUCGCCGACCCGGGGCCCGAAUGCGCUCACCGCACCCCCGCCUUCCCCUCCUCUCUGUCCCGCACGCGCUCCGGCCGCGCGCACGCAUCUCGCCGCCGGCCCACGCGCGCCUGCGUUCGGCCACCACGACCCGGCCUCCUCCCCCGUCUCUCCCUCGGUCCCGUGGUCGCGCCACUCCGACCGCACCGGCGCCACCCCUCGCCUCCACCCGCCGUGGCCCCUGGCCGCGCCGGCGAGCCCCGCCCUCGGUGCCCCGGCGACCUCGUCCCGCCUUGCGGGCGAGCGCUCGCUCGGGUGCGCCCGCACCCGUGGACCAAACCCCCUCGCCCCCCCUGGGCCACUGCCAGAGGAGGAAGUUAGCUCCAAGAAGAAAGUCCUGAAGAAGGAGUACGACACUGCUGCUACAACCAAGCCUGGUUUGCACAAGAAGGUGUCUGCCAAAAGAGUGCCAACAUCCAAGCCAAGGAAAGUUCCAAUAGGAGAAACCAUGCAGUUCAAAAUUGAACAGUCAGAUGUUGAUGUGGCUGGUGACAAAAAGAAGAAAAGGGCAAGAACCAGAACUGCAAAAGUUCUUGGAAAAUCAACCAUGAUAUUUGAUGUUCCUCAGAAAUUCAAGGUCAUGAGUCUGAUUGCUGAGACAAUCAGAAGGACAGCUGCAGAUCAGAAGAGAUCUUGUGGACUGCAGUUGAGCAGCUCCAAGAGGAAGCAGAGGAGAAGAAAGGACAGGGUACCACAUAUGCUUUUCGCAGAGUGCCUAGAGGUCAGAGGUCUGCUGCAGUGCCCAUGCUUGACACCAGAGCAACUACUUCAGCACCAGCAGCAACAGCUUUAG